UCUCCCUCGCAACGGACUCUGCCUUCAAACGGGAAACAAGAUGGCGGCGGCAGGUCCGAGUACUCGGGCCUCUUCCGCGGCGGCAGCGGCCGCUCUGAGUCGGCGGGGUCGGCGGGGCCGCUGUGACGAGAUGGCGGCAGCCAAGACAGGAACCCCAGGCCCGGCCUCCGGCCCCGCGCUGCUGGUGCUGCCGCCGCCGUUGCUGCAGCCGCCGCUACCGCCGCGGCCGGAGGAGUCGGGCUGCGCCGGGUGCCUGGAGACCUCGGGGGAAGCGGCGGCUCUGCCCUGCGGCCACUCGCUGUGCCGAGGCUGCGCCCAGCGCGCCGCCGACGCGGCGGGCCCCGGCUGCCCGCGCUGCCGCGCCCGCGGCCCGGGCUGGGCCUGCCGUCGGGCCCGCGACGACGAGCAGGCCGACGCCGAGGUGCUGGGCGAGCGCGCCCGCCGCGGCCCACCGGAGCGCUGCCGCCCGCGUCGGGACGGGGGCGCGGCCGUCGCGGGGCCCAGGCCGGAGCAGGAGCCGCGCGCCGCGCCCGCGGAGCCAGAGUUUAUAUUCAGAGCACCAAUCAAAUUAAGCAAGCCUGGGGGACUUCGUGAGGAAUAUGAAAGCCUGAGAAGGCUAAAAGAAGAAAAGUUACAAGAGGAGAAAACCUCUGAGGAUCCAAUUCACAAGCUGUUACCAGAGGACACAGAAAUAGGAAAAAAGAAAAUGGAUGAGCAGAAAAAAAGAGAUGAGCCAUCAGUACUGAAGACAAAUCUGGAGCGUUGUCCUGCACGUCUCUCAGAUUCAGAGAAUGAAGAACCUUCCCGAGGCAAGAUGAUACAGACACACCGGUCGGCAUUUGUUUCCAAGAACAGCUCCUACUCCUUAGCUUUCCUGGCAGGGAACCUAAAUUCCAAGAUGGAAAGGAGUCAGAGCUGCAGUGACACGGGUCAGGACCGAGCAAAGAGCCGACUCAGGGCAGCCCCAACCAGCAAAGCCAAGGUCACAACCAUAACCCCAGCCUCCAACCCCAUCAUUGGCGUCCUCCUGUCCACCCAGAACAACCGCUGCCUCUCUGCCCCCGACUUAACCGUUGAAAAGCGCCUACCCUUCAGCUCCCUUGCAUCCUUGACUUCCCUGCAUAAGCCAGAGCGCUCCAUCAGCCCUGAGAGCAAUGACAGCAUCUCCGAAGAACUAAAUCAUUUCAAGCCCAUUGUCUGCUCACCGUGUACCCCUCCCAAGAGACUCCCUGAUGGCCGAGUGCUGAGUCCCCUCAUCAUCAAAUCGACGCCCCGAAACCUAAACAGAAGCCUGCAGAAGCAGACUUCUUACGAGGCUAGUCCACGGAUCCUCAAAAAAUGGGAACAGAUCUUUCAGGAGAGGCAAAUCAAAAAGACCCUUUCAAAAGCCACCCUGACCUCCCUGGCUCCGGACACCGGGGAAGACUUACUGGUCUCUGAAGUUACCCAUUCCAGCAAGGAGAGGUCACUUCUGGCUCUGAACACAAGACUGUCCAGUGGGCAGGUCCUCUCCGAGUAUACAGGACCCACGCCCACGGACCUGGAUCAUCUCCCCUCUGUUAGCCAGACGCCAGCAGAACGGGGCAGUGACAAUAAAAGGAGCACCGAGAGCCUGCUGGAAACCUGCUGUUCUUCAGAGCUCAAAGUGGGAGCCAGUGGGACCUCUUUGGAGAGGGAGCCGUUUGAAGGGGCAGGGUCAUCCCCAGAUGCCAAGAUGGAUAAAAACUGUGUAACCACAACGGUGAAAGUCUCGGCUGUUAAUUCCGUGCUCCCGAAAAACAGUGUUUUGGGUGGGGUCCUCAAAGCAAAGAAACAGCUGAAGGCAGGGAAGCACUUCGAGCUGCCUAACGGUGCGCUGACAGACGGCCUGGGUGAGGAGCCCCUUCCGUCCUUGCGGCGGGGCCGCAAGAGGCGCUGCAAGACCAAGCACUUGGAGCAGAACGGCUCCUUUAAGAAACUGAGGCAAAGCGGUGGGGAGGUGGGUCUGGCCCCAGCCGACCCGGUGCUGCGGGAGAUGGAGCAGAAGCUGCAGCAAGAGGAAGAGGACCGGCAGCUGGCGCUGCAGUUGCAGCGCAUGUUUGACAACGAGCGGCGGACUGUGAGUCGGCGAAAAGGAAGCGUGGAUCAGUAUCUCCUGCGGUCCAGCAACGUGGCCGGGGCCAAGUAGCUCCCGAGGAACAGUGUUGGCUACUUUUCAGAGGUCUUGGGGGUUGGUCCUUUACCCUGAAGAGCAAGGUGUUCUCACUUGGGGUUUCUUUGGCUGGCAAGAUACUGUCUGAUAUGAUUCUGAGAGGUUCCAGGGCCUUGUAGUAUAUAUUCAAGGGAACUGCAUCCCUGCCUCCCUGUGACCCAGGCCAGAAGCACUUCUCACCCCUAAUGACCCACCCCUUAGAGCUUCUGGGCCAAAUCUGGCAGCACCUGCUUGGAAUGAAAUUCAGGAGCGCAAUGGCCAGGGUUAGACGUGGUAGAGAAAGAGGGGUUACCUUCUCAAACGGAGAGCCCUCCUGACCUCCUCAGCAGGUGUUGUUUUAAAUCAGCCUUGCAGAUAAGAACUAGUUCCAUCUUUUUUGCAAAGAAGUGGAACAGUGUGCUGCUUUGGCAGAUCCAAAAAGAUUAUGUGCCCCCUUCCCUUGCCACAAGUAAAUAUGCCUAAUGAAAUCAGUUUUUAUGCUUCUACAAAAGUGAAUUUACAUUCCUUGUUUAAAAAAUAACACUUGAUUAAUGCUGUGUCAUUGACAGACCACAUUCGCAGUCAUUGUUUAAUUUGGUCUUCUCAGGAGACCUGACAUGUAAGCGGUACUGGCCCCGUUUCCAGGUGAUGAAACUGCCGUGCAGGUGUUGGGGUUCACUCAACUGCUAAGUGGCAUAGCCCAGACUGACUGCUGGGUGUCCCAACAACAAAUCCCAUGGAUUUCCCACACUUAAAGAUGUUGCCAUAAUGGACGGCAAUUCGAGGGCAUGCCAGGGGAGCCCAGGGAAGGCUGCUGGGCUUUGAAUAUUGAUUGUGCAAAAUCCACAUGCAGAUGAUUGAGACUGACCGGACGUAUCCACAUACACUGUGCAGUUGUCCUGCCCCCCAGUUUACAGCCUUCUGUUUUUCCAGGGGCCCUACUCUGUGAGAUAAAGUACACUUAGACUUCAUUAUUACUCUCCACGUGGCCAAGGGUUAUCUGCAAUGUUGAUCUAAAAUCCAAAAAAUUGCCCACAAGUCAGGCAAGAACAAUACUGAAACUCCAUACUAUGGAAACAAGGUAUCUAGCUGGAUGCAGCUGGUAAAUUCAGUCCCAUGGACCUUUGGGGUUUAUUUUCCUUAGCAGCUGACACCAUGUGUCUUUUGCAUCUCUGGUGGUGCUUGGUGCUCCUGCCCAUCUGGGCUCCUUGAGAGUAGGGAUUAGGAUAGGAUUUUUAGGGAAGCUCAGGUGGGCUGGCAUUCCCUGUGCAUGUGUGAGCUGUUGCUAUAAAGUCACGUGACAUUGUAACCCUUCAGGUCUUCUAUCUCCCGAUACAUGUUGUCCCCCUGAAGUGGCCUCAGCAGGAUCCUGCAGAGUUUUCCCAAUGCUGUUGCCACUGAUGAAAACAUUUCUGGAACUGUCCUCAAGGUCUAGAGACGUCUGGACGCUAAGGUUUGAACUGGGAAGGGUGUUAAUGGUCACCUCUUCCAACUCCCGCCUCCCACUAAGGCAGGAACCGUGCUCCCCAACAGCGACUCGCUUCCCAAGAUCCCCGAGAAUCUACUCCAUCCCCGACUUGGGACUCUUCUCAGGAGAUUUGCCUCCCUUCUUGGGCAAGUCUUUACUCUCUGGGGUUACAGGAAAGAGAAUUUUCAGUUUGUGAUUAGAAGCUCUUUGCAGGCCUUUGGAAGAGAAGGCAGGUUAUCAAAAGGGUUUGGAGUCAUGAAUGAGGCGCAGCUGUAAAGCAGUCAGCACCGUUUUCUCGGGCAGCUCGUAAACAGUUCCCAAAGAGGAGUUCCAGGUAUGUCUUAAGCCUUCUGGUCGUCCCUGAGAUACACGGAACCUCCUCCGUGACCACGCCGGUGGGGAGCGACACUCACCUGAAUGUAUGUAUGCUGUGUCGUGUGUGUCUGCGCGUGCACACAUGCAGAUGUGUGUUUAGAAAACAGACAUGGAGCUCAUGACUUUAUAUUCAUGCCACUUCAGUUUUAGGUCCUGCCAGCAACACAUGUCCUCCAAAGGCUGCUGGAGGGCAUACUGGUGCCCCGGAGAGAAGAGCUGGCACCAGUCUGUAGGGGACGCGGAGCCCUCAGAGAAGACCUCGGUCACUGCCACGUCCUGGAGUUCCUUUUCGAUCGUAGUAAAUGUGACUGGCUGGAAGGCUGGUCUCAUUGGUGGUAGCAAAGACACUUAUUUUUCCACUUGUUACCUUUUUCUAUAUCUCUAGUAAUUUUAAAAACACGUUUCCGUUGGAACUGAUUUUUGUUUUUGGAAAAAAGAUAAAUAUUUUUAAUAGAAAAGAUACAUAUAUUUUAAAUAUUUCCCCAAAGUAAUAAUACUUUCAUUUUAAGAAAUUGCUUAGUAGUAGCAACAAGUUUUAGCACCAGGUGCAGAGUGAACAUUUCUUGUUAAGUGAAUAUUCCAAACGCUGGAUCCAGCUUCCAGAUCACCUACUGUGGAGCCUCGAAUGGUCUUGACAGUUGUUGUUUCCAGACUUCCAGCCGAGCAGGAGUCCUCUAAACACACCCAAAGGAGGUUACAUUAAGGCGGGAGGAGACCUAAUCUUUGAUCUGCUCAGCUUUGGUAGAGGGUAAAACCACUAUGGUAUUGUCUGUAUUUUAAGAUGCUUCCCCUACUUAACAACUAAAACCUGAACAGUUUUUCUUUCUGAAAAAUUUCCCUUUUGUUGCUUAGUUGGAAAGUUGGUCACCAAUGGAGUUGUUGACAUAAAUUCUUUGCAGAAAAAGACAGGGAAGGAAAAGAGCAUGCUGGGGAAGAUUUGUGAACUAGAGUGAAAGAUGCACUGGCUCACAGAACAUUUCAUACAAACUACUGGAAUCCAGUUCCCCACAGAAAUCUCUCACGUCAGAGUUCCCGCUGUGGCACAAUGGGAUCAGCGGCCUCUUAGGAAGGCUGAGACGCAGGUUCAGUCCCCAGCCUGGCAUAGUGGGUUAAGGAUCCAGUGUUGCCGCAGCUGCAGCUUCGGUAGCAACUGUGGCUUAGAUCUGAUCCUGGGCCUGGGAAAUUCACAUGCCACAGGGCGGCCAAAAACAAACAAAAAAAAAGAGUCGGAAAGAAAGAAAAAGAAAUUUCCCAUGUCCUACUAACUUUGUUCCUUCUGUAUACACAUUCUGUGUUGUUUUUUUAUUAAAGAGCAAGUUGUGAGAGGUUGAAGAUGGAAGUCAUUGGAAUGGGAAAUCCAAGAAAUGUGCCCCCGAGAAGGGGAAGGACACUCGGGAGCAUGGUCGUGACCCGUGGGUUGUACCUGCUGGAAGGAGUCAUCUGGGCCUGUUGGGUUGGUGUCUCAUUUGGGGAUUAUGCCUCUGGCCCCUUUCGUAUGAUUGUCUCCUUUUAGGAGGUUAAUUCUUGACGGAGGCUUCCCCGGGAAAACCUUUUGUAAGUGGCUUCAUUUAUUCUUUUAAUUUCAAAAUUUUUGCCUGGAGGAAGCACUGGUGAUGAAUGCCUCUUGUGUUUCUUGUUCAUUUUCUUUUAAGGAAAAAAAUGCCCUUAAGAGUUUAAAAGCUGCUUACUUAAUUGCUGUGUGAUUAUAAACUGACAAACCAAGAUGGAAGGUUGUCACUGUGCCUGACUGGUGAAGCUGACAGCCGAAAGCUGUGCGGCUCAUCCUCUUUGCUCGAUAUGACAGAUACUUCCUGAGCUUCGAACUGUGCGCCAGGCCUGUGCUGGGUCAUGGAUAGAGAUGGAAAGGGCCGUCCCUGCUCUUGAUGAGCCGAGUGUCUACUGGGGUGCAUUCAAACGUGUGUGUGGCUGGAGGGUUUACGACAAGCCGAGCCGUGGUGAUGGUCGUGGAGGCCCCUUCAGGGUCCUGUCCAGCACCCUUGAGCAUUUUAGGGCGCGCCAUCAGUGGCGUGGGUGUGGUGGCAGUAUUGCUUUCCAUACUGUUAGGAUUAGGGUUAGGAGUUUCGCCAGGGGAGAACGAUUUUCUCUCCUCCGUGCUUGUAAGGACAGGAGCAUCCCUCUGUCCCGACAGAGCUGCUUUCGGCACAAAGCCCAAGAAGUGAGGCAGCUCGAAGACCACUGCCGUGGGCAGAGGCGGCUCACGUCUCAACCUAGUAACCUCCUAACGCCUUUCCCGACCAGACCUGGCAUCAGAGCUGAUUCCUUUCCUUUGUCCUGUGUGGCUUUCCUUUGAGAUGGAAGGGCAGCCAGUGAGGAAGGGAAGAAAAAUGAAGGCUGGGUCAUAACCAUAAAAUAUAUUUUAUAGCUGGAAUGGGCAACUCAGUUUCCCCAGACACCCCUCUUCCCUUUUUAGAGAAAUGAGGAACUGGAGGUUCAGUGCCCUGUGUCUUAGUUUGUACUGCAGUUUUGUUUUUUUAAUCCUAGGGUCAGAAUGAAUAGUCUUUAAGUUACACACAAAAUUUGCUCACGAGGAGGAUGCCCAAAUGAUUUAGGAGACUUUUUAACAGCUUUUUCUUCCUGCUUGUUUUCAGUUAAGAAUUAAAAUGUGCCCAGAUCCCCGAAACGCACACCCAGACAGGGAGAAACCCCACGUGAGAGUAAUGUGAAUGGGAGUCCUGGGAAGUGAUGUCUUGUGAUUGGAAAAGCCGUCAUGUCAACUAUGAGAGAUUAAGACCCAGCCAGCCCUUCAUUUUUCUUUGCAAAUCAAGAACUCCUUAGGGACUUAAGUUUUUCUUCACCAGCCUUUUCCUCAUCAACCCACAGAUUGGUCGCUUGGCCUGGAUUUUAGAAGUGCGUAUAGCUGCUUAUAAAUUCAUGUGACUCAAUGAGAAACCAGGUUUGCUUUUUUUUUUUUUUAAAGGGUUGGGAUUCCAGGAAAAGAGGCUGCUGACUAGCCUUUCCUCCAAAGAUAAUCCAGAAAUGCAUCUUUACAUGCUUGUUAUCCACAGUAGCUUUUUAAAGAUCGUUCUACAGAAAAGAGACGUGUGAUACCUACAGAAGUCGCCAGUUUAGAAACUGGUGAAAUUGGAUGAAGGAAAAGUGCCAAGACUUGAAUGUGCACAUUGUUCUAUGUAUUAUCAGUAUUUUUUUUUUCCUAAGAAAAAUAUUUACACACUUUGCUUUGUGAGUAAAUCCUUCCUUAUUGCCUUGUCUCAGUAGGUGUGGGAGGCAACCUCAAACUUGGGGCAGGCUCCCUCUUUACCUUUUCUGGUGUCUCAAAUCAAGAACUGGUUGGACAGAGCCAAGGUAAGGCCAGGUUUGUUCCUCACCCUUUCUUCUUCUUCCCUAAGGGGUAAAACAGGCAGCGCACUCCUCGAAGAUCAAGCCGUGGGACCUCAAGCGUAGCUCUUGGGCCCUGGUGUCAGAUGGCACCAGAUCCUCCCUUGUUAGCCCUGCCCCCUCUGCCCCCUCUCCAAGGUCUGCCACCAGUGGGUUCAACCCUUAACCUCCGGCAGGACUCUCAAGUCCUGAUGAGGGAAUGGAUGCCUACGGAUGGGAAGAGGGCCAACUCACAGAUUUGUGUGCGUGCGCGUGUGCCCCUGAUGCACUGUUUACUCCCAGUUGUCCUUAGGGCCUUAUCUCCCCCCCACCCCCCGAGACAUCGGAGAUGGGCUGAAUUUUGGUUUUAUUCCAUCUGCUCUCGGUAGUAGAAUGGAGAAGGGGCCUCAAUCCUUGGGACUUGUGCUGGCUGCCUCCCCUCCAACUUAUCACAAAGAGCAUUUUGGCCAAGGGGACCCGGGACGUGGUAAGCCCCGUCAGGGAUGCUCCUGCCAACAAGCAAUCACAUGUGACAAUGCACUAUGUCCCCAAGUGCAUUCUUCCACGUACGUCUGCCCGCUGAGAGGCCCGAGGUGAGAAUAUGGUCAGGCAAACACAUGAAUGUUAUGUUUGCAGUCAAAGCCUUAGCUCUGGAGAGCAAACUCCGACACACCCGAGGCAAGCUGUGACUGUGUGGAGUUUUGGUGCUCUUUGCCCCCUGGGAGAUGCCUGUGUUGAAAUGUCUUGUUUUGGCCUUCAGGUGGCAGAAAUUAAGUGGGAUGGGGUUUCCAGGGGGUACAACUACAUCUUUUGAGUUCUAAGUUAUUUCUGUUAUUCUUGUAUUCAGCCAUUCUUACUCCUGAUGAAGGCAUCAAAAAAGACUAUGAGUAAAGAAAGACCAAAUAUGCAGGGUGACACUGCCCUUGCAUAGUGGGGCUGUUCUCAGAACAUCUGAUUUUUAAAAACGCUCUCUUAUGGAACCAUUGUUCAGGAAUUGAAAGCCUGUGUCAGUUUCUCAUCCAACAAACAACAAAUGUAUCCAUGUUCCAUCUAAACCUGUAAAACCAAUCUGAAGGAUUGAGGUAAGAUUCCAUGCCAUACAUGGUAAACCAGCUCUUGAGGGACCUUUGAAACCAUCUGGCCCAACCUCUUGCAAAAUGAUUUGCAAGAAAUAGCGCACCUGGUUCGAGGCAGGAGAACAGGCGUGAUGGUCCCUUAGUCCCUAGAGUGAGAGGAGAUGCUCUAUGUGCCACACUCAUUAACGACAGCCUGGCGUGCUGAAGCAGGUGGCCCUCGUGUAGCCUGGAAGCUGGAGCCCUGACUCCAAAGCUACCAACCGCUGCUUCUGCUGCCCUGGCCCAAAUCAAGCUCGGGGUGGUGCCAUUUUGCGCCACUGGCUUUGGUUAACAGUAUGGUUCAGGGUGCUUCUGAGGUCGGAUCUCCUCCCGGACUGGGCCUGUGGGGUGGGAGGGACCCUGGGACAGCAAGGAUGGUGAGGCACACGCUGUGUCUCAGUUGUUCUCCUGUGGCCACUGCUGACUCUCCUUGGGUGUUCACUGGACUCUUGCAUAAGUGACGUGGAAAAUGGGAUGGGCCUACCUAAUUCUGGAGAAUUGGUAGUGGGAGAAAGGAUUUCUUCUGGUUUUUGCUUUUGUUAGAAGGUUGGAGAAGGCUCAGAAGAGUGGCAGCCACCUUUGCAUCUGCUGUGGAGAAGGAAGGGGGCUCUGGGUGACAGCCAGCCCAGGGCGUGAUGCCCUGUGACACCUAGGAUGUGUGGAGAGAGGCAUGUGGAAGUUCCCAGGCCAGGUGUCAAACCUGCACUGCAACUGCAACCUGCACCACAGCUGUGGCAACACCGGAUCCGUAACCCGCUGCGCCAGAGGGGAACUUUCAAAGUGUAUUUUUAACACCCGAAGGACCCAUAGAGAUUGAAAACCCCACUGAUGCCAGGGGUAAGUUUGAAUGACCUGCCCAAUAUCAUAUAGCAAACAGGAGACAGUUAAAAUUGAACCCUGUAAUGUGACUAAGUCCAAAUUACUUGAGAUGGAUUGAACGGCUUCCCAGGGUGCGGCUGUCACCAGUGUGGGGAGGUGAUGCACAUACAGUGCGAUACACCACUGAGCUGAUACUUCACAGCAGCAGGCAGGCUGGAAGGCGGCUUUUUCGUCUUUUUAGGGCUGCACCUGUGGCAUAUGGAGGUUCCUAGUCCAGGGGUCCAAUCACAGCUGUAGCCGCUGGCCUAUGCCACAGCCACACCAGAUCCAAGCCGAGUCUGUGACCUACACCACAGCUUACGGCCACGCCAGAUCCUUAACCCACUGAAUGAAGCCAGGGAUCGAACCCACAUCCUCAUGGAUGCUAGUCGGGUUUGUUAACCAUCGAGCCAUGACGGGCACUCCUGCUUUUUCUUGAUAGACACAUGGGUUUGAGGAAAUGCCAAGCAGUGCCUGUGGAAAGCUGCCCAGCACUGGCUUCUAGCGGCCUUCGCCACCGCCAUGUAUAACCCCGUUAAGACGGCCGGCAAGAGCUGGUUCCUGUUGCUCCCGGCACAUUCAUUCCAGAAAUGAAUGAGGGACCCCGGCUCUAGGCUGAGCACCAGAGGUAUAAUCAGUUCUUAGUACCACACAGUAUGGUGCCCAUCGAGGUCAUACUGGGUCACAAAGAAAAGCACAGUUGAGUUUGGGAGCAGAGGCCAAGGACACAGCUGAGGCUGAAAGGAUGAAUGAGGAACAUGAGCUGCCAAGCGGUCAUACCUGGGUCUUCCUAGAUGCGCUCGGCAGAGCCCUGGUAGCUUUCUGGCGGCUUCCUUCUGGGGAAUUCAACGUUGACAGGAUUUGUUUACAGCCGAGGGAAAGGGGGCCAGCACUCGGUGUACUCUCUAAACAGGCUCCGAGAUGGGAAAGUCAACAAGCAGCAACGCAGAAUGGUCCCGCAGCCUGGAACUCCGGGCUGAGACUAAGAUGAUAAAGUGUAAAAUCCUGCAUCAGAUACCAAAGGUUAAUUUCAAGGAUAAAAGAGGGACAGCAGUGCUGGUAUUAGUCUGCUGAUAAAGGCUCAAUAAAGCCUCCCGUUUGUUCA
Messenger RNA from Sus scrofa (pig), 10427 nucleotides. The record is from RefSeq and is a predicted model, not a curated record. NCBI's taxonomy places the organism in Eukaryota, Metazoa, Chordata, Mammalia, Artiodactyla, Suidae.